GCAGUUACUGUGUAUGCCGAAUUUACAGGAAGAUGUCUUUUUAUUUAUAUGAGACCUUUUAGAGUUAAGCAGUGUAGGUGCUAGCGUGUGGCGAUACCAAAGAAAACGAUAACCUCGAGAAAAGUGUGGUCUGGCGUGAUGCCACAGCUGAUCAGGGUGUGCUUUUAUUUCUACACAUUUGUCUUUUAUUGUGAAACGCCUCCGGCCGGAAUUGGCUUCGUUAUCUUCUGUCACGUAGCGGAGCUCGUCAACUGUCAACACGGAUUCCGGACAAAACCUGCGCCGCUUUCUCGCACAUUGAGGAAAAAUAUGAUGCAAAGGACGACAUUUCCCACAACAUCCCGGAUCAAAACGUUGUAUUUGUAGACUUUUUGACCGCGGUUUCAUCUGGUUUGAAAGGAGGGAUGCCGGUGGAGAGCGGGAGCAGCAGCGCCGCCGCCCGCCAGGCUAAGCAGAAGAGGAAGUCCCACAGCCUGUCGAUCCGCAGGACCAACAGCACGGAGCAGGAUCGCUCAGGCCUGCAGAGAGACAUGCUGGAGGGACAGGACUCCAAACUGCCUCUGACUCUGAGGAGCAAUCUGCUGGACCUGUUCAGUCAGAUCGAGAGGGAGUUUGAAAACCUCUACAUAGAAAACCUGGAAUUACGCAGAGAAAUCGAAACGCUGAACGACCGUUUGGCUGCAGAAGGACAGACUUUCGAGGGGGCAGAUUUAGCCAAAGGAGCUCUGAAAACAAAAGCGAGUCACAGCACCAGCCAGCUGUCACAAAAACUAAAGACGACCUACAAGGCUUCCACAAGCAAGAUCGUGUCCAGUUUCAAAGCGACCACGUCCAGGGCUGUGUGCCAGCUGGUCCGGGAGUACGUGGGCCACAGAGACGGCAUCUGGGACCUGAGCGUCACCAGGACACAACCUGUGGUGCUGGGCACCGCGUCGGCAGACCACACGGCGAUGCUGUGGAGCAUCGAGACGGGAAAGUGCCUCCUCAAAUACCUGGGCCAUCAGGGAUCAGUAAACUCCAUCAAGUUCCACCCCACUGAGCAGAUGGCUCUAACAGCCUCUGGAGACCAGACGGCUCACAUCUGGAGGUACAUGGUGCAGCUGCCGACUCCACAGCCUGUCGCCGACGUCAGCCAGCAGGCGCCCUUCGAUGACGACGUGGACUUUUCGGACAAGGACGAGGCCGACGGCGAGAUCGAGGGUCCAAACGACUGUCCUUCUGUCCGUGUGCCCACCACGACUCUGCGCAGCCAUCAGGGCGUUGUGAUCGCUGCUGAUUGGCUGGUGGGAGGCAAACAGGUGGUGACGGCCUCGUGGGACCGAGCGGCCAACCUGUACGACGUGGAGACCUCAGAGCUGGUCCACUCACUCACUGGUCACGACCAGGAGCUGACCCACUGCUGCACACACCCCACCCAGCGUCUGGUGGUCACCUCAUCCAGAGACACCACCUUCAGACUGUGGGACUUCAGAGACCCGUCCAUCCACUCUGUCAACGUGUUCCAGGGACACACUGACACGGUGACGUCUGCUGUGUUCACCGUCGGGGACAACGUGGUGUCUGGGAGCGACGACCGAACCGUCAAAGUGUGGGACCUGAAGAACAUGAGGUCGCCCAUAGCAACCAUCCGCACAGACUCUGCCGUCAACAGGAUCAGCGUGUCCGUCAACCAGAGGAUCAUCGCUCUGCCUCACGACAAUCGGCAGGUCCGCCUGUUCGACAUGUCCGGGGUGCGACUCGCUCGGCUCCCACGCAGCAACAGACAGGGUCACCGGCGUAUGGUGUGCUGCUCCGCCUGGUGUGAAGACAACACCUCCUGCAACCUGUUCACCUGCGGCUUCGACCGACAGGCCAUCGGCUGGAACAUCAACAUCCCCGCCCUCCUGCAGGAGAAAUGACCUCCACCUCCUCCUGCUGCCACCUUACAGUGAGCCUCCACCCAAAGUCUGUCUCUGGAGCUUCACACCGUCACGUCCUCGGGGCUUCAAAGGUGGCUUUAAGAAGUUUGGUCCGGUGGUCGGUUGUGUCUGAACGCUUGUCACGUAUCAUCAGCAAUCGUUUGAGCGCUGAAGGAAAACCACAGACUUUUAACAGCCGCCUUUUGAGUCCACAGGAGGUCAGCGUCUGACACUCGAAGCUCCCUGAGGUCUGGAAAAGGACUGAAUGUGUCACAUUCUGACUCACCACGCUAGGAUAUACAGAACACGUGUGUGUUUUUUGCGUCAGAGUGAUUCCUCGCCAACAACAUCACGCGUAAACCACUGAUGAAAAAAGCACAGACGAGGUUCUUUGUCUUCUUGCAAAUCUAAUCUGUGCCACUAACGUGUUUGGGCGAAGAAUAAUCUGCUCAUUUUCUACAACAAUUUGGUUUUUAGUGCAUUUCAGGAGCUAAUUAAACUCACCGUUUAGCUUCUGCUUUAAUUGCAUUUCCUGGUUUUUAUGGCUAGAGGCAAAAUGGCAGCUCAAGAAGGAAGCGAAAAUAUUUUUACGGUCAGUCUUUUAAUUCUCUGUCACGUUUUCUGCCUGUGGAAAUAACUUGACGAGACGUGCACGGUCUGCGUGGUGUUGGGCUCGUCCUCCAUUUUGGUCAGCCUGCCGUUUCCUCUUGAAAAUCACUCGAAAUGUUGCGUUUGGCGCUUGAGUUGAAGAACAUCUGUAAGCCACAUGAAACACGUCCUCAGAGCUGUGAAGACCCGAGACUCCGUCGCUGUAGAGUAACGUGAUGCACCUUCUUUCAUUGCCAAUAGCUGUUUGUUGUUUUAGGACAAAACGCCUUUGCAGCUUCUGUAAAUAGUCAACACAGUUAGGAUGGAAAAUAACCCGACAGCUCAGUGCUGUUAGUUUCUGCUGGUGGCUCGUGGGAUUGUUGCCUGCUCAGCCAGACGCUUUGGCCCUUAACCCAAAAAGGGAUUCAUGGUCCUGUCCUGUCUGGUGCCGGAUCAGUUCGUACUGCUGCUGUGUUGUUACAUACGGUGAUGGUGAUUGGCUCUCGGACUGAACCUGAGCGUUCAGUCACUCAUGCAGUCGUUGAGUCUGUUUGAAGGCCAUCCUGGUAAUGUGCUGGUCUGGUCUCUGUUCAGGUUAUGUUGGUCUUAUCCGUGUGGAGACUUGAGGGUGUGGACCGAAGCUCUUCCUGUUCUGUACCGUAUGGUUUCUCCUGCAUGGCCGUGACUGGUCCCUCAGCUCAGAGUGUUGCCGUCUGGAUCACCGGCUGUGUUCGUUUGUGUCGUACAAAGUGUUAGUUGUCCUCCUCUGAAGAACCUUUUCAGAAACUAAGGAACUCCAGCUGUGAUUUGACCAGAGGAACCAGGGUCUAAAUUUAUUUCCUGGGUUCGCCCUGGAGCCAGUCGUGACUAGAGUCAAUAUUAGGUCAAUAUUAUUUACUGAUGUUAGUGGUAUGUAGUCGAUUUUGUGCAGGCUUUAAAAUUUCAAGAUAAAGACUGAGAGAACCAGGAAAUGAAUGAGAGCAACAAAAGAUUUAAUUUAGUUUUAGUUUAGACAAGGGUCUGACUUCUGGGGGAGAACAUGUUGUCCCUCUGAAGGUCCCUUCUUGCGGGGCACAACUUUGCAAAAGUGCACGAACUUUGAGGGAGGCGUUGCAGCAUUGAAUAUUUCUGAUUGGUCGAGUAGUUGUCUCAUCUUUGUUCAUGCGCCAGUUUUGAAAAACUGCCGCUGCACAUCAGUUUGGACCGACGGCCGUCAUUGGAAAGUCGUGCAAAAUAAAAAAACAACAGGCUGAAAGAGUUUGAAAAGUAGUUGAUGAAGUUCUGCGUACUUUGGGAGGAAACCGGACUCCGUGAAGCCUGCACAGUCCUUCAGAGUAAGACGAAGUGUGACGGCGUGGCUUCUCGAGCGGCUCUGCUGUGUUCAGUCGAGGGACACAGAAAUGAGCUGAAUCACGUAGUGAAGUCUGAUUUCAUUCAGCUAAAAACGAGAUACAUUUAAAACUGGUGUUGAAAUACGUGAUCGCUGAUGUGGGCUCCAAACGUGUCCUCCAGCAUACUUUACUGACUGUAACAAAGUUCAUCGCAGCGCCCUUUAGCCGUUCCUGUUCAAACAGUGUUGUGAGGAUUCUGUCAGUGUCAUGUUUGUUAUGGUACCUUCAAACCAGUGAAGUCCCUGAAGAGUGUCGUGAUGUGUUUGAUGUCACCUGCUUUGCUGUCCCACUGCCACUACAAUACUCUGCCAAAGCCUGCGUACGCAAGGAGCUGUAGUGAUGUGUGUGUGUGUGUGUGUGUGUGUGUGUGUGUGUGUGUGUGUGUGUGUGUGUGUGAGAUGAUUUCACCACAUCACGAGAGCAAAGUCUGAGUCUUAAUGUAGUUUGGGCUGCAGUGCGUCCGUCGUCUUCUGCGGUGGGACGAUGAAGAAGCACAGGUCCCAGGUCAGUUCACCCUGAUUGUUUCUGCGUCCAGCUGUACAUUUGUUGAGUGAACAUUCAGACAAGCAAAACAAAAGAAAAAGCACAUAUUUAGUGAAAGCCCAAAGUUUUGAUGUGAGUGCUUGUGGUGACGCUUUAAAACUUUGGCCGUGUGAAAGCAGCAUUUGUACGCUGAAGGUUACAGCAGUCGUUUUCGUCAAAAAGCAUGUGAAGUGUGAGCCUCCUCUUACUUUAAACAUUCGUGUGAUACAAACCGAAGCGCGGCUGGUUUGGCUGUUCAGUGCGUCUCAGCUGCAGUAGUUUUAUGUCACAGCCCUGCAUUUGUUGUUAUUUUAAAUUCAUGUCAUCACUUCAUGAUGGGUGAUUUGAGUUCACCUGUCAGAGACUUCACAUCCACAUAAAGCUGAGCUCAUUUUGUCAUUUACACCAGGGAUGGCAAGUGUCACGUCACGGUUCGCGUUGGACUGAAAGUAUCAACUCCUAAAAACUAUUUCAAAAUAUUCUAGUUUAUGUUUAGAAAAUACCUCUUUCUUGUGAGUAAUUAUUUAUAUUAGUGUUCAGGUGUGGUAUUUUGCUAUAUUUUUCACUGUAGGUCACCUUUGGUCUGUGAGGAAUUUUUAAAAACCAUUUUAGCAGAAAUGGAUGCAGAGACCAUCAGUGUGAGUCGUCCCCGGUUUAACUGACAAAACAUUUGGAUUUCUGGAACGUGUGAUUUCUGUCUUAUCCAGUAUUGUUUUGACAGUUUAAACACAUUUUUCUGCACUCAACUGCAUUUUCUGCCAGCGCUGAGCCAGUCUGCUGCCACGUUCAUAAUUCACCCGCUUUAAGCGGACGUUCACGUCCUCGGUCACAGUUGACCACGUCGCCACAUCGUCCCACCCGCCGUCGCGAAGCCGUGUUGAACUGUGGCUCCUCGGUGUUAACAGUGUUUCGUGUGAUCAAAGUGUGGUUGAUGUAGAAGAAGAAAACGCCACAGCUCGGAGCUGCGGGAUCGACCUGGCGGCAGUCUGUGGAUUAUAACUGUGUAAUAAGGGACAAGAACCUGUUUGUGAAAUCACAAUAAACCCGUCGUGCUGUUUGAA
This is a messenger RNA of Scatophagus argus, 5460 nucleotides long. RefSeq names its product WD repeat-containing protein 37. Gene Ontology annotation, cellular component: preribosome, large subunit precursor. Lineage: Eukaryota; Metazoa; Chordata; Actinopteri; Scatophagidae. Gene Ontology annotation, molecular function: protein binding. The record is from RefSeq and is a predicted model, not a curated record. The coding region runs from base 405 to 1898 and encodes 497 amino acids. The transcript has 14 exons.